GCCGCCGCGCUCGCCUCCUGCUACGCCCGGGAGAACGUGUCCAAGGAGGAGGCGCUGCUGGAAGCCGCCAGGAUCAACAACGUCUCCGAAGCCAAAAGGCUGCUGCUGGACGGCGCCGACGUGAACGCCAGGCACGGGCUGGGCUGGACGGCCCUCAUGGUGGCAGCCAUCAACAAGAACGCCAGCGUGGUGAAGAUCCUGCUGGAGGCUGGAGCUGACCCCAACCUCGGCGACGAGUUCAGCAGCGUCUAUGAGACUGCCAAGGAGAAAGGCCUGCAUUCCUUGGAAGGUGCCAACCCCCUGCAGAAGAACGACAUGGGCCACACGCCGCUGGAUUACGCCCGCGAAGGGGAGGUCAUGAAGCUCCUGAAAGCCUCCGAGACGAAGUUCCAGGAGGAGCAGCGCCGGAGGGAGGUGGAAGAGCGGCGGCGCUUCCCGCUGGAGCAGCGCCUCAAGGAGCACAUCAUCGGGCAGGAGAGCGCCAUCGCCACCGUGGGCGCAGCUAUUCGGAGGAAGGAGAACGGCUGGUACGACGAGGAGCACCCGCUGGUCUUCCUGUUCUUGGGAUCCUCUGGAAUAGGUAAAACAGAGCUGGCCAAGCAGACCGCCAAGUACCUGCACAAGGACGUCAAAAAGGGUUUCAUUAGACUGGACAUGUCCGAGUUCCAGGAAAGGCACGAGGUGGCCAAGUUCAUCGGCUCGCCGCCRGGCUACGUGGGCCACGAGGAGGGCGGGCAGCUCACCAAGAAGCUGCGGCAGUGCCCCAACGCCGUGGUGCUCUUCGACGAGGUGGACAAGGCGCACCCGGACGUGCUCACCAUCAUGCUGCAGCUCUUCGACGAGGGCCGCCUCACGGACGGCAAAGGGAAAACCAUCGACUGCAAGGAUGCCAUCUUCAUCAUGACGUCCAACGUGGCGAGCGAGGAGAUCGCGCAGCACGCCCUGCAGCUCCGCCAGGAGGCYCUGGAGAUGAGCAAGAAGCGGCUCGCCGAAAACCUGGAGGACGUGCACAUGAGCGACAAGAUCACCAUCUCCAAGCAGUUCAAGGAGAAGGUGAUCCGCCCCAUCUUGAAGGCUCACUUCCGACGGGACGAGUUCCUGGGCAGGAUCAACGAGAUCGUCUAUUUCCUGCCCUUUUGCCACUCGGAGCUCAUCCAGCUCGUCAACAAGGAGCUGAAUUUUUGGGCCAAGAAGGCCCAGGCACGACACAACAUCACCCUGCUGUGGGACAGGGAGGUCAUGGACGUGCUGGCCGACGGCUACAACCUGCACUACGGCGCCCGCUCCAUCAAACACGAGGUGGAGCGGCGCGUGGUGAACCAGCUGGCGGCCGCCUACGAGCAGGACCUGCUGCCGCGGGGCUGCACGCUGCGCAUCGCCGUGGAGGCGGCGGACAAGCGGCUGCUGAAGGCGCCCGCCGCGGCGCCCGCGCCCGCCGCGGCGCCCACGCUGCGCCUCGAGAUCGUGGAGCAGGGCAGCAAGGGGCGCAAGCUGGACAUCCAGGCGCCCCUCAACCCUGAGAACGUCGCCUGCUUCCUGUAGGCGCCCCGCAAUAAAAGGCCCUGCGAGCGGGAGCCGGCGCGGAGCUGCCCUGGGGACGCGGAGGUGACGUUGGGGAGGGGGACGUGGAGCUGGU
Nothoprocta perdicaria is the source of this 1636-nucleotide messenger RNA. RefSeq names its product ClpB homolog, mitochondrial AAA ATPase chaperonin (gene CLPB). Gene Ontology annotation, molecular function: protein binding; ATP binding; ATP hydrolysis activity. The annotation marks the transcript as partial. The transcript has 15 exons. Gene Ontology annotation, biological process: cellular response to heat. The record is from RefSeq and is a predicted model, not a curated record. Gene Ontology annotation, cellular component: mitochondrion; cytoplasm. NCBI's taxonomy places the organism in Eukaryota, Metazoa, Chordata, Aves, Tinamiformes, Tinamidae.